This is a messenger RNA of Planococcus citri (citrus mealybug), 2781 nucleotides long. RefSeq names its product UDP-glucosyltransferase 2-like. Bases 343 to 1926 code for a protein of 527 amino acids. NCBI's taxonomy places the organism in Eukaryota, Metazoa, Arthropoda, Insecta, Hemiptera, Pseudococcidae. The transcript has 6 exons. The record is from RefSeq and is a predicted model, not a curated record. Gene Ontology annotation, molecular function: UDP-glycosyltransferase activity.
UAGACUAUUUCAUUGACUAGUAUAAAGUUGUAUUCGUAAAACUUGUUUAUCGGGUUAAAAAUAUUAUCACAAAUCGAUCCAACUUGUAGGUAGUAGGUACCUAGUUGCAUAGCAUUUUUAAACAACCAGUUCGGUCUGUGCGCGCACGUUUGUUUUCAUGAAUUCGACUUUACCGGUACUUCGUUAUAUUAUUAGUCGAUGUGAACAUACAAAGACGUAAGUUACCUAUUUCAAUAUUAUUUGGCUUGAGAGAACCGGUUCAAUAUCAUCGUUACACGUCGCAAAUUAUUUUCUAAAAAAAAUAGCAAACGUGGACGCGACGAUGUACGAGUAGAUACAUAAAUGAUCGGCUGCUGGAAAAUCCUUCUGCCAUGCUGGCUUAUGGCAGCAUGUUGCCAGUCAGCCAACAUCCUGGGUAUCGCCACCUACGACGGCAACAGCCACUGGUUAGUAAUGCAGGCAGUUUUCAACGCACUGGCCAAUGCCGGACACCAGGUCACCGUGAUAACUCCCAACUCCAAAAGCACCGCUAACGUCAGCUUGAUCGAUAUCUCGAAAUCUCUGCCACCGCGAAGGAAUGCUUUUACUUUUGACUUCAUUCGGCCAGAAUACGAGCGUCCGUAUUUAACGUUGAACGUACUGCCUUCGCUGAGCUUGGGUCAAUGCGAUAAAGCUCACCGUUUACCGGAAGUUCGCCGCUUACUAAACGGCGAGCGUAAAUUCGACGUCGUUAUCUCAGAAGUAUUCGGAACUGACUGCGACGCUGUGUUCGCCUAUUUACUCAAGGUACCUCUAAUAUCAGUAGUUACCAGCGCCAUGUUACCUUGGGCCAGUUACAGAGUCGGUAAUCCGGAAAACCCAUCAUAUGUUCCCAAUAUCCUCUUACCUUACGCCGGACCAAUGUCUUUCGACCAAAGAUUAAUCAACACCUUUUACAACAUUUACACCUAUUUCGUCGACAUCUACAGUAACUACCGGGUCACUUCGAUGAAUCGUAAACAUUUCGGAAACGAGGUGCCAUCCGCUCAGAAGAUAUUUCGAAACACGUCGCUGGUAUUCGUCAACAGUCAUUUUACCGUCGACCAGCCCAGACCGUUCGUGCCGAAUGUCAUAGAAGUCGGAGGUAUUCACUUGCCUCCGGUUAAACCCCUCCCUAAGGAUUGGGCCACAUUCAUGGACAAUUCCAGCAAAGGGGUGAUUUUCUUCUCUUUGGGCAGCAUAAUACAAGCAUCUUCUUUACCAAACGAGACAAUCACAGCUUUCAAAGAAGCUUUCGCCGAAUUAGACUUGAACGUUUUGUGGAAAUUUGAAGACGAAUCGUUAGAUGUCCCUUCAAACGUAAUUAUCAGAAAAUGGUUCCCACAAAGGGAUCUUUUAGCUCAUCCAAAUAUGAAAUUAGCCAUCAUGCACGGUGGCCUAAUGGGUGUUUAUGAAGCAGUCGACGUCGGAUUACCAGUCAUCGGUCUACCUAUAUUUUUCGACCAACGACACAACGUUGCAAAUUUGGUAGCCAAAGGAAGCGCCAUACAACUAGAUUUACACAGAGUCACCAAAGAAAACUUCUUAGAAAAUAUCAAAAAAAUUAUUCACGAUAAGAGCUACAAACAACGUGCGGAUAAAUUAUCGAAAAAAUUCCACGACCGAUUAGUCAAACCAUCCGAUUCGGUAGUCUACUGGACAGAAUACGUGAUCAAUCACGAAGGCGCUUAUCACUUGCGAUCAGCAGCAGCCGAACUUCCAUGGUACCAGUACAUUCUGCUCGAUGUGAUAUUAUUCUUAUUUUUUACCUGUUUCCUGGUAUUAUUCGUGAUGAAAAAAAUAAUUCAAACUUUAGUCAGCACUUGCAGAAGGCUUAUUACUACGAAUAAAGUUGUUAGUCCUGCAUCAAAACCAACACGAAAUGGUAUCCAUUUAAAAACCACGUGAUGAUCGUAAAGCCUAGGUAUAUAAAUUACGUACUUUAGUGUGCCUUUGUUAUCUACUUAUUUAUUUUGAUCUCAUUUUGUAAUGUUCCUUGCGUUAAAAUACGCAUACAUAUGUAGGUACCUAUACCUUACCUACCUACUUAAUGCGGAAUCAUCUUAUACGUUAAAUCUUACAUGAUGAAUGUUAGACGUGUUAACAUAUUCUUACAUUUUCACUUGUUAGUAGGUAGAGUAGAGAGUACCACUGUAAGUAGGUAGUGUGUUCGUAUGUGUGUGUGUACCGUGUACUGCCAAAAAAAAAAAAAUACUCGUACAUCUACGUUUGUUAUUUCAGCCUGUUUUUAAGUACCUAGCUCUACGUCUUAUUAAUUAAACGAACUAAUUUUCAUUUUUAUUUUAAACAUCAUAUAAAGGCGUAUAACUUUUACUUUAAUUUGUAACUUUCUCUCUUAUAGUUAUACUCGUUGGCAUUUUUCUUUAUUGUGUUAAAUUUUUAAACCGUCGAGUCAAAGUUUACAAACAGCUGACAAACUUUUCGUAUACACCUUUGAAACGGUGUAAAAUUUCCUCCUUCAAAAGUCUAACUUGUUGGUGGAUUGCUGCUAUUUGAAAGUGAACUGAAAAAUUACUCAACUUUUCCAGCUGUGUUGGUGUUUUAUAUACGUUAAGUAUAGUGAUGGAGUUUUACCUUUUUUCUACUACUUACAGGUCGAAAGUUACCGUGUACCGGAUCGAAUUCGAUAUUAUUAGAGUCGUAAAUGGCUGAAAAUUAUUUAUAGCGAAUGACUGUUACCUUUAUCAUUGCGUACUUAGGUAUAUAUUGAUUUAUUGAAUAAAAAUUACGUACAAAUGCGAA